AUUGUGGACUUUCUUGGUCAGAUAAGCACAACCCAUUUCCCCCACCCACUCCAAUACAACACUGAAGAAACUUCUCCCCCUCCAUCUUCUUUCUUUUCUCUAUUCGUCCUCUUCUUCCCUUGUUCUACUUAAGGAACUUAAUUUCCUCAAGACCAUUAAUUCCAAGAAAUCAUGGGUGAAUUUAGAGGUGAAGAUUGCCGGAAGUGGCCAUCGUGGCUCCGUCCACUUCUGCAAACAAGUUUCUUCGGUCAAUGCAAGGUUCAUGCCAGUGGUCACAAGAGCGAAUGCAAUAUGUAUUGCUUGGACUGUAUGAAUGGAGCUCUCUGUUCCCUCUGCCUCAAUGUACACAAAGACCAUCGAGCUAUUCAGAUUAGGAGGUCAUCUUACCAUGAUGUGAUAAGGGUCUCUGAGAUUCAAAAGUAUUUGGACAUAACUGGGGUUCAAACCUACAUUAUCAACAGUGCCAAAAUCGUGUUUCUAAACGAACGGCCACAGCCAAGGCCAGGUAAAGGCGUCACCAACACUUGCCGAGUCUGCGAUCGCAGCCUCCUCGAUUCCUUCAAUUUCUGCUCCCUCGGCUGCAAGAUUGCGGGGACAUCAAAGAAGAAUAUACGCUUGGAUGUGGAUGUGGGUGGUUCAGACUCGGAAGAAUCCAUUAACGGUAUUAAACGUAUGAUGAAGAACAAAAUACAGAAUUUUAGUCCAUCAACGCCCCCUCAGACUUGCACAAGUGGAAAAAGGAGGAAGGGAAUUCCCCACAGAGCUCCAACAGGAGGGAUUAUUAUAGAAUUCUAAACCUAAUAAAUGGAAUGGCUAUCCAAUUCCAGCAUGCUGAGCUUUGUCAAUGGAAGCCGGUGCCGGAAUUUCAAUCUCCACAGGUCAAACCUGCCCUUUGAGAUUUCUAUAUAUUAAUUACUAAUGUGUAUAACAUAGCCACAUAGGUAUGGGAAAUGCAAGAAAGAUGAAAAAUCAAUAAAGUUAGAAAUCAAUGGAUGUAUGUAAAUACUAAAUAGCGUGAGCCAAUAAUCUUAGCGUGGUUUCUACUCAUAAAUUAAAUCAAAGUAUGAGUACGUUUGUCUACUUCUAUUCUAUGAUAGUUUAAGGACCAUUUUGACAUUAAUGAUUAUAAUUUAUAGGUUGCUUUAUUUGCCAUUUA
Olea europaea var. sylvestris is the source of this 1156-nucleotide messenger RNA. RefSeq lists its product as uncharacterized. The transcript has 4 exons. The record is from RefSeq and is a predicted model, not a curated record. NCBI's taxonomy places the organism in Eukaryota, Viridiplantae, Streptophyta, Magnoliopsida, Lamiales, Oleaceae. The coding region runs from base 172 to 795 and encodes 207 amino acids.